ACCGCCAUCUCGUCGUGCAGCUCGGCAAGGGAAAUGAUUGGAUCCGUCAUGCUUCACCCACGUGGUACAAAUGCUAAGCCCCUCGCGAUCAUGCAGCUUUGUGCUUCUUGGAUCUCCGUCACUCCUCAUUCAGCAUAGAGCAGGGUGGCUAGAUGAGGCGCUACAUAACUCAGUUCGCCUCACCACGCUACACGAACGUCGUGCUCUCUCAUCUUCACGGUUUACUUUCCAUAGACCGCCAUCAGCUAAAUACACCCAACCACACAUGGCGACUAGCAAAGCCAUCCCACAGGAACGAAUUCCAGCCUUGCAGCGGGUCUACGAUACGCUCUGCUUUUAUCUCGGGUUUUACGAUGACGAGAAGCAUCUAGUGCGGGAAAUCUUAGAUGGCGACUUCAUCAAGCCUUUCUUCGAGGAGUACCGGCACGACUAUCUCGAGGUGGCCCCGCAGGUCGAGGAUAUAGACUGCGACGAACUAUUCAGAUUAUGUAGGUCGACCGACGCGUUCGCUAUGCCCAAGUACGCGAGCUCCCCGAUAUCUAACAAGGAAGGCUGGACAGCGUUGGACCACGCGAUACACUUUGUUGUCCGUGUUCUUUGCUUCAGCUGGGAAAACGAUGGCGAGUGGACACACGGCAAAUUCGACCCCGAUAAUGACCAGGAAUCCGAAAGUGACACGGAAUUCCACCAAGUCUGGGCCAUUUUACGCUAUCUGCAGGCCGAGUGGGAAGCGGCCAACAUGGAGCAAUGGGAAGUGGGCGGUUUGGAUGAGACGUUUACAAACAUGUCGUCGAGUAGGUUAUAAGUCACCAUCAUAAUCAACAAUGUUAGGACAUAGACAGCGAAA
Annulohypoxylon truncatum is the source of this 847-nucleotide messenger RNA. RefSeq lists its product as uncharacterized. The transcript has a single exon. Lineage: Eukaryota; Fungi; Ascomycota; Sordariomycetes; Xylariales; Hypoxylaceae. The record is from RefSeq and is a predicted model, not a curated record. Bases 71 to 805 code for a protein of 244 amino acids.